UGUAGAUUCUCCGGAAAUUACACCGCCGCCAUAUUUGUGUUUCUUCGGCCUUUCUUUCUCGGGUUGUGCUAAACGUCAACAGCACACGUUCCGUGAGCGGAGAAUUUUUUCGUUCUAAAUCGAACAUAUAGCUUUAAAAAUGCCGCAGGAAAUUAAAGAAGUUAAAGAUUUCCUCAUCAAGGCUCGCCGGAAGGAUGCCCGUGCCGUCAAGAUAAAGAAGAACGAAAACAACACCAAGUUCAAGAUCCGCUGCUCCCGAUACUUGUACACGCUGGUAGUCCAGGAUAAGGAAAAGGCAGAAAAGCUAAAGCAGUCGCUGCCGCCUGGUCUACAGGUUAAGGAGGUCAAGUGAAUUCCUUAGUGAUUGUUUUCUGGAAUGUUUUGGAUACACGGUUCAAUUGUAUUAAGAUCGAGAACUAACAGCUGGUUUAUGUCAACCGAUUCCAAUAAUAAAUGCUGAUCAGGAGGAUGAAUUACCUGUAAAAUUCCAA
Malaya genurostris is the source of this 491-nucleotide messenger RNA. It is a transcript of the gene RpL38, whose product is annotated as large ribosomal subunit protein eL38. The record is from RefSeq and is a predicted model, not a curated record. The coding region runs from base 140 to 352 and encodes 70 amino acids. Lineage: Eukaryota; Metazoa; Arthropoda; Insecta; Diptera; Culicidae. Gene Ontology annotation, molecular function: structural constituent of ribosome. Gene Ontology annotation, biological process: translation; protein-RNA complex assembly. Gene Ontology annotation, cellular component: cytosolic large ribosomal subunit; ribosome. The transcript has 2 exons.